AUGAGUAAUAUCAUGUUUUAUCGUUAUGUCAUGAUUGUUAAUGCACUUUUUGCUAAUUCCUGUGGCGGUUGCAGGGAAUGUGGUCGUAGAAAACGAGGAUUGAAUGUUCAAAUAGUUGAGGCUGAAGAAGAAGAGGAAGAGGAAGAAGAAGGAAGAAAAGAAGAAGAGGGAAAACGUUCAGGAAAAGAUGGUGCGCCCAAAGACUACUACUCACUAGAAUGUUUGCUGUUCCUUUUGAAACAUGCAGAGAACAUACCUGUUGUGCGUCGUCCUGAUCGUAAAGAACUUCUUGCCUACCUCAAUGGAGAAACAUCAACUGCUGCAGCCAUUGAUAAGUCUGCACCUUUGGAAAUUCCAACACAGGUUAAGCGAACAGUUGAAGAUACUUCAGACAGCACAGCCAAGAAGCCCCGAUAUGAUGAUAGUGAUGUGCAGAAACUCAAAGAACAUCUUGCGCUUCGUUUUGAUGCUCCAAAGACCUCGUCUAUUGUCAGUAACAUUGAUAGAUCGCUCUCAGAAGCCAUGUCAAUUGAAAAGAUUGCUGCCAUUAAAGCCAAGAGGUUGGCUAUCAAACGUACCAUGAUUAAGGAAGACGACGAUCUUGGCUUAGGAACCGAUCUACGUAACAUGUUAGAAUUUGAUAUUGACGUUACAAAAGAUAUCACUACCAAAGAAAGACAGUGGAGAACUCGAACAACCAUCCUACAGAGCACUGGGAAGCAAUUUGCUGCCAGUAUCAUGGGGCUUCUCAAAUCUAUAAAAGCACGAGAAGAAGGCCGUGCCAGAGCCACUGCACCUAAUCCUCUGCCAACCCCUGUGAGCAGAGUGCCCCAGCCAAUUGGUUACUCAAGAUACGACCAAGAAAGAUUCAGAGGAAAGGAAGAAACUGAGGGCUUCAAAAUUAACACUAUGGGAACCUACCACGGUCUAUCUCUGAAGAGUGUGACAGAAGGUGGUGGUCAGAGUAACAAACUGGCACCACAGCCAGACCUAGCUCCACAGACUAAGCCUGUGCCCGGUCAGCAAGCAAAGAAAGUAUCCAGAACUCCUAUAAUUAUUGUCCCCAAUUCUCCUACAUCACUCAUUACGAUGCUAAAUGUCAAGGACUUGCUACAGGAUAUGAAGUAAGUAGCUUAUUAGAAAAAAACCAAU
This is a messenger RNA of Macrobrachium nipponense, 1152 nucleotides long. RefSeq names its product parafibromin-like. Lineage: Eukaryota; Metazoa; Arthropoda; Malacostraca; Decapoda; Palaemonidae. The coding region runs from base 1 to 1128 and encodes 375 amino acids. Gene Ontology annotation, biological process: transcription elongation by RNA polymerase II; positive regulation of transcription elongation by RNA polymerase II. The transcript has 9 exons. The record is from RefSeq and is a predicted model, not a curated record. Gene Ontology annotation, molecular function: RNA polymerase II complex binding. Gene Ontology annotation, cellular component: Cdc73/Paf1 complex.